CACUUCAGGCCCUCGUCAAAUCCAACGAGCAGCACAAAAAUAAAACCCUCGCGGGGGCGAAUGCGAACCUCGCUCUUCUCUCGCCUCCCGUCCUUCGCCGCUCCCAAAACCUCCACCGCCCUCAACCUCUCUCUCAUUCCUCGCUCUCCCCUCGCCUCCCAACCCCGAACCAGCCUCUCGAGCUCGAGCCCGCAGAUGGAGGGCGACGCGUACACUUUUGGUCCGUACAAGAUCCACAAGAGCGAAGUGUUCUUCUCAUCUCCCCUCUCCUAUGCCAUGGUCAACCUCCGCCCUCUUGUCCCUGGUCAUGUGCUUGUGUGUCCAAGACGUGAAGUCAAGCGCUUUAUUGAUCUCACUGCUGACGAGACUACUGACUUGUGGCUUACUGCAAAGGAAGUUGGAGGCAAACUUGAGCAGUAUCAUGAAGCAUCUUCCCUGACCUUUGGUAUCCAAGAUGGACCUCAAGCUGGCCAAACAGUUCCUCAUGUGCACAUUCAUGUUAUUCCACGGAAGAAAGGUGACUUUGAGAAAAAUGAUGAAAUCUAUGAAGCUAUGGAUGUCAAGGAAAAGGAGCUGAAAGAUAAGCUUGACCUCGACAUAGAAAGGAAGGACAGAAGUUUUGAUGAAAUGGCUCGUGAAGCUGAUGCAUAUCGAGUUCUUUUCUCAUAGGCACAACUACUGCAUACAAUAUGGUACAUCUUCAUCGGACUAAUUUUUCAUUUGUGAUACUGAUUUUAAUGAGUAAUGUUUUGGCUGGUUGCGCCCAUGGUAGGUCAGCAGUAUGGAAGAUUUGAAUGAAUUGAACAUGUUUUACUUUGAUUCUAAAUAUGCUAUGUUCAUUUGAUGUGGUCUGCAUUGUAAACCAUAAAAAUACAGGGUUUAAAACUUGUUAUUGCAAAAUUGAAGGUACAUUUCUUUGUUC
This is a messenger RNA of Asparagus officinalis (garden asparagus), 922 nucleotides long. Its product is annotated as bifunctional bis(5'-adenosyl)-triphosphatase/adenylylsulfatase FHIT. Bases 61 to 669 code for a protein of 202 amino acids. The transcript has 4 exons. The record is from RefSeq and is a predicted model, not a curated record. Gene Ontology annotation, molecular function: catalytic activity. NCBI's taxonomy places the organism in Eukaryota, Viridiplantae, Streptophyta, Magnoliopsida, Asparagales, Asparagaceae.